UCUUUGGGUUUACGCGGGUGCGGAGGGUACCCGCUGGGUGAGAGCGCGGUUAAGGUCGGGGGGUGCUGGGGUCUCUGCUUGACUUGGGGAAGACUCAGUACGCUGAGCCUUCAGAGUUCUCUACACUCUCCCAAGAGGCACAAAAUGAACAGAUGUCAGGCAUCAGUGUCAUUCAAGGACGUGGCUGUGGAGUUCACCCAGGAGGAGUGGCAGCACCUGGGCCCUGCUCAGAGGACCCUGUACAGAGAUGUGAUGCUGGAGAGCUACAGCCACCUCGUCUCAGUGGAAAACUGUCAAAUUGAUAAUGUCUCAGAGAAGAGCCAGGAAAUUCAAGACAAACAUCUGUGGCAUCUCUUAUUCACUGAACUUCAGAGAACUGACACAGGAGGGAAAAGUUUCAAACAGAAGUCACAUUUUAGGAAAAAACAGAGAAGUUAUUUAGGGGUGAAAUCUUUGGAAUUUGGGCAAAACUUCUGCCCUGAUUUAUCUCACAGAACUGAGACAUCUUGUGAUUAUGACAUAUGUAGGAAAACUGGCUAUAAAUUAGCCUUCAAUGUACAUAAUAGUACUCAUGUAAGAGUGAAACCUUAUGAAUGUAGUGAAUGUGGAAAAUGCUUCUGUAAGAAGUCACAACUCAUUCUGCAUCAGAGAAUUCAUACAGGGGAGAAGCCUUAUGAAUGUAAUGAAUGUGGGAAGGCCUUUGCCCAGAAUUCAACCCUCAGAAGACAUCAGACAAUUCACUCAGGGGAGAAACCCUAUAAAUGUAAUGAAUGUGGAAAAGCAUUCAGACAGAAGAUGGGCCUAAGAAUACACCAGAGAACUCACACAGGGGAGAAACCCUAUCACUGUAUUGAAUGUGGAAAAGCUUUCCGUCAGAAGUCAAGCCUAGAAAUUCAUGAGAGAAGUCACACAGGAGAAAAGCCUUAUGAAUGUAAUGCAUGUGAGAGAGCUUUCACCACAAAGGCAAGUCUACGAGUACAUCAGAGACUACACACUGGGGAGAAACCCUAUGACUGUAAAGAAUGUGGGAAGGCUUUUAGCAAGAAGUCUGGCCUAAGAUCACAUCAGAGAACUCACAUUAGGGAGAAACCCUAUGAAUGUAAUGAAUGUGGGAGAACUUUUGCUUACAAAUCAACCCUCAGAGGACAUCGGGGAACUCAUAAAGGGGAGAAAUCCCAUAAAUGUGAUGUAAUUGGGGAACCUUUCAGUCAAAAAUCAAACCUAAAAAAAAAGAGGUGCCGCACCCUAAUCAAGAUGGCGAAGUGAGACACUUCAGCUCUCUGUUCCCCCACAGAAGUCCUAAGCAACGAGGAAGACAUGAUUAUGGUAGCAGCCAAGCACCAAAUCAAGAAAAAGGCUACUUAAAAGCAAUAGGAUCUCAUGGCACCAUGACUGGUCCCUGCUUCAUCCCCUCACCAGCUCAACAAGGAGCUGGCCUGUGGUCCCAGUGUGGAUCGCUGGUCCUGGUUUCUGAGGAAGCAGAGCAACCUUCAUGCACAUACUGGGAGCAUGUAUGUCCUGCCCAAGCUAUCUGGUGGUGGCCUGAGGGACCUGUAGUCCCAGAACUUGCCCUGUGUGUAGAAGGCAGCUCACUGAGCUCUCUUACAGAAAGCUGUGGAAGGGCAGUCAAGUCAUACUGCCUGGGACAAGGGAUUGCUUUCUGUUAAGACACAGUGCAGUGCCUGGGACUAUGAGAAAAGUGUUUCCUAGGGAAGAGGUGACAUUUGUUUCCAUGAAAACAAGGGAAUUACUAGGGUCACACACACAUACAUGCCCAAGACAAGAGGCAUGCCCCAUGUGCAGAAAGGAUCAGAAAGGUCCCUAUAACUUUGGCCUGGAGCUGUUUUCCAAACUCAUGGAGAGGCCCUGAAGGAGAGCACUUGCACAGGUCAAUCUUCAAAGACUAGGGAAGGUGUUUUAUUUUGUUCCUCCUCCUCUUCCUUGUGUUUGCUCCUCUUCCUCCUCCUCUGCCCCCUCCUUCUCC
This is a messenger RNA of Choloepus didactylus (southern two-toed sloth), 1984 nucleotides long. Its product is annotated as zinc finger protein 239-like. The record is from RefSeq and is a predicted model, not a curated record. The transcript is spliced from 4 exons. NCBI's taxonomy places the organism in Eukaryota, Metazoa, Chordata, Mammalia, Pilosa, Megalonychidae. Gene Ontology annotation, biological process: negative regulation of transcription by RNA polymerase II. Gene Ontology annotation, molecular function: DNA-binding transcription repressor activity, RNA polymerase II-specific. Bases 145 to 1266 code for a protein of 373 amino acids.